Molecule: messenger RNA, 879 nt
Organism: Cordyceps fumosorosea ARSEF 2679
Lineage: Eukaryota; Fungi; Ascomycota; Sordariomycetes; Hypocreales; Cordycipitaceae
Product: fumarylacetoacetate hydrolase
Exons: 3
Coding region: 1-879 (292 amino acids)
Molecular function (GO): catalytic activity
Source: RefSeq, a predicted model, not a curated record
AUGGCAUCCUGGUCCCGCUUGGUCCGCUUUCAGGCUGCGGAUGGCGCGGAGAAAUUGGGCGAUUUGCUCGUCAAAGACGAGCAAGACUUGGCCCUCAAAUUGAAGAAUGAUGAAUUGCAAGCAGUUGAGUUGCAAGGCGCCGGCGGUCUGUUCGGGCCUCUCGCUCGAGGAAACACGGUCAAGGUUCACAAGCUACUGCCGGUCCUCCGCAGAGCCGACGUGCCAAUAAUCAGGUGCAUUGGCCUCAACUACAUGAAACACAUUCAAGAGGGCGGCCGCAAACCACCCCCAUAUCCUUCCGUUUUCAUCAAGCCGAGCACUUGCCUGGCUGGUUUCUCCGAAGACAUUCCAAUUCCUGAGAUCGCCCAAGAAGGCACCCUCGACUAUGAAGGAGAACUGGCCAUCGUGAUUGGCAAGGAGGGCCGUAACAUCUCCAAGGAGGCCGCUCUCGAGUACGUCGCGGGGUACUGCACCUCAAACGACGUCUCCAACCGGGCCUGGCAGCGCGACCCCGCCAAGGCCGGCGGUGUGCCGCAGUGGUGCUUCAGCAAGGGCUUCGACAAGUUUGCGCCCCUCGGGCCCAUGAUCGUCAGCCCCUCGGUUGUGGGCAACGCGUCCGGGCUGCACCUGCAGACGCUCGUCAACGGCGAGGAGCGCCAGAGCAGCCCGACCAACGACCUGCUAUUCGGGGUAGAAGAGGUCGUGUCGUUUUGCAGCCAGGGCACGACCCUCGAGGCGGGCACCGUGAUUCUGACGGGAACGCCCUCUGGAGUCGCGAUGGGCAUGAAGGAGCCCAAGUACUUGAAGGACGGGGACGUUGUGGAAGUCAAGAUUAGUCAACUGGGAAGCGUCAAGAAUACCAUGGUAUUUGAAAAGUAG